Ambispora leptoticha is the source of this 372-nucleotide messenger RNA. NCBI's taxonomy places the organism in Eukaryota, Fungi, Glomeromycota, Glomeromycetes, Archaeosporales, Ambisporaceae. The record is from the annotation of a GenBank genome assembly.
AUGUCUAAAAUUAAACGACCUUUAAAACGACUUCGAACUUCCAAUUCAAAUAAUAAUGAACCUAAUAUUGAACAACUUCGAGCUUCUAAUACAAAGCAAACCAGUUUCGCCUGGGAAUUUUUUAAUUGUCCUUUAGUUCCAGGAAAUGAUGGUGAACCUACUAUUAAACGCGUAAAAUGCCGAUUUAAUGGAUGUACAACCAAUUACGCCUGGCUUGGUUCAACAAGUAAUAUGAUAGGACAUAUUCACUAUAUAACAAAAACAAGUUUAAAUAUGCAAACAGCAGAAGAAAUUCUUAAUAAUCCCCAAGCAUUUAUUAUAGAAAGCUCAUUUAAACCACAUGAUCAAGAAUAUCAGCAUUACGGACAUUAG